CACGCCGUGCCGCACCAUGGCGCCCACCCUGGCCACUGCCCAUCGGCGCCGCUGGUGGAUGGCCUGCACAGCCGUACUGGAAAACCUCCUCUUCUCUGCAGUUCUCCUGGGCUGGGGCUCGCUGCUCAUCAUGCUCAAGUCAGAGGGCUUUUACUCCUACCUGUGUACAGAGCCAGAGAACAUCACCAAUGGCACAGUGGGGGGCACCGCAGAGCCCGAGCCCGAGGAGGUGACAUGGAUGAAUGGCUGGCUCAGCUGCAAGGCCCAGGAUGAGAUCCUAAACCUGGCCUUCACCGUGGGCUCCUUCCUGCUCAGUGCCAUCACCCUGCCCCUGGGCAUCAUCAUGGACAAGUACGGUCCGAGGAAGCUCAGGCUGCUGGGCAGUGCCUGCUUUGCUGUCUCCUGCUUGCUGAUUGCGUAUGGAGCAAGUAACCCAAACUCUCUCUCUGUGCUCAUCUUCAUCGCCCUGGCUCUGAAUGGCUUUGGUGGGAUGUGCAUGACCUUCACUUCAUUAACACUGCCUAACAUGUUCGGUGACCUUCGAUCCACAUUUAUUGCCUUGAUGAUUGGAUCCUACGCCUCCUCAGCGGUCACCUUCCCGGGAAUCAAGCUCAUCUACGACACGGGUGCAUCCUUUAUCAUCAUCCUUGUGGUCUGGGCUGGCUGCUCCGGGCUGGUUUUCUUCAAUUGCUUCUUUAACUGGCCCCUGGAGCCUUUCCCAGGCCCGGAGGACAUGGACUACUCGGUGAAGAUCAAGUUCAGCUGGCUGGGCUUUGACCACAAGAUCACAGGGAAGCAGUUCUACAAGCAGGUGACCACAGUGGGACGCCGCCUGAGUGUGGGCAGCUCCAUGAGGAGCGCCAAGGAGCAGGCUGCAUUGCAGGAGGGCCACAAGCUGUGCCUGUCCACCGUCGACCUGGAGGUGAAAUGCCAGCCAGAUACUGCAGCGGCACCCUCAUUCAUGCACAGCGUGUUCAGCCCCAUCCUGCUGCUCAGCCUGGUCACCAUGUGUGUCACGCAGCUACGGCUCAUCUUCUACAUGGGGGCCAUGAACAGUAUCCUUGAGUUCCUGGUCAGCGGGGACCAGAAGACAGUUGCCCUCUACACCUCCAUCUUCGGUGCACUCCAGCUGCUCUGCCUGCUGACAGCGCCUGUCAUCGGCUACAUCAUGGACUGGAGGCUGAAGGAGUGUGAAGAUACCUCUGAGGAACCUGAGGAGAAAGAUGCCAGCCAAGGUGAAAAGAAGCGGGACCGACAGAUCCAAAAGAUUACCAAUGCUAUUCGGGCCUUUGCCUUCACAAACCUGCUGCUUGUAGGCUUUGGGGUGACCUGCCUCAUUCCCAAUCUGCCACUACAGAUCUUCUCCUUCAUCCUACACACGAUCGUGCGAGGAUUCAUCCACUCUGCUGUCGGGGGCCUCUAUGCUGCUGUGUACCCUUCUACCCAGUUCGGCAGCCUCACAGGACUGCAGUCUCUGAUCAGCGCACUCUUUGCCCUCCUGCAGCAACCGCUUUUUCUGGCCAUGAUGGGUCCCCUCCAGGGAGAUCCUCUGUGGGUGAAUGUGGGGCUGCUGGUCUUGAGCAUGCUGGGCUUCUGCCUACCACUCUACCUGGUCUGCUACCGCCGCCAGCUGGAAAGGCAGCUGCAACAGAAGAGGGAAGACAGCAAGCUCUUCCUCAAGAUCAACGGUUCAUCCAACCGGGAGGCCUUCGUGUAGCACCCCCUGGCUCUGAACUGUGGUGUCCUGCCUGUGCUUCAGUGACUGGCCGCUGUCCUCCCCACCCCAGAGGACCUGCACACUCGCAGGAUUCUCUCCUUUACCAUUUUGGAGGCCACGUUUCCUCCAAGGCCCUGGUUCUGCCUUGGAGCUCUGCAGUGGAAGGACAGGAAUGGGCUGAGGAUGGGAGACUUUGCUGGACAAAGAACAGCCCUGGCUCUGCUCUGGCACCCCCAAAGGACCCUGGGGACUUGGGUCUCCAUGGUGCCUGCAAGAGGAGUCAAGGUCACCCCCCAGCAGGCAGGCCCUGUCCCUCAAGGCUCUGGAUUCUGCCUUGUGCCAAAGCAGAGGGGCCUGCCACCCACUACCCAGCACCUGCCCCUCAGCCGCAUGCCCACCGAGCACGCCUACCUAAGGACAAAGGCUUGCACUGUCUGCACCCCCUCUCCUGGCCCCUUACAACCUCCCCUGGCCAGACUGUGGCUGUCUGAGGAAGGAAGGACCCGCUUCCUGUUGUUGGUGCUAACCCCUUUGUAAUCCCACUCCCCUGUGGCCUGUCCACAGCCUGUCCUCUCGUGUGAGGCCUGUGGAGAAGCCCUCCUGGCUCAUAGCCUGGAAAGGGGAUGGAAGCAGGAUGGUUACACAAAGCCACAGAGGCCAUGGACACUGGCUGAUCGGUUGACCGCCCCCACCUCCUCCCUCAGGGUGGAGGAGGGAGCACAUUUCCACUGCCACCCUCGUCCAGUCUACCACCUGAUUUAAGGGAAUUAAAGGGGCACUGCCAGGGCAGCCCCUCCCCCAACACAGCUGUUUCUGUGGGCCAGGCAGAUAGGAACUCCAGGCCUCUGCAGGGAAGUGGAUUGGUGUAUGUGAAUGAGAUGUGCGUGUAUGUGUUAUGUAUGAGGUGGGGUGGGCUGUAAGGUCUGCCCUUAUCCCCACCAACCUCCCAGGCCUGCUGCAGAGCCAGUGUGCCUGGAGCCAGCCUGGCCUCAUGGGCAGUAGCUUGUCCUGGCCACAUAGCCACAGCGCCCCCUGCUGGCUGACUCCGUCAGGGCUCUGAAGCUGUUUUGGGGAAAAAGCCAAGCCUCCCUGGCUCACCAACCUGCCCACCUCAACUACCAUCAGAAGUGUGUUUGAGAUCUCCCGUGUGCUCAGAGCAGUGUGUUGACUUUUAGGUCUUUAGUUAUUUUUCUUUUAAGUUUUAUCAGACUUCUUUUUAUAAAGCAAUAAAUCCAUUUUCCUCCUGGCAAGGGAACCCCCCUUCUAGCAUAUCC
Octodon degus (degu) is the source of this 2991-nucleotide messenger RNA. RefSeq names its product solute carrier family 43 member 2 (gene Slc43a2). Bases 17 to 1717 code for a protein of 566 amino acids. Gene Ontology annotation, biological process: transmembrane transport; neutral amino acid transport. The record is from RefSeq and is a predicted model, not a curated record. The transcript has 13 exons. NCBI's taxonomy places the organism in Eukaryota, Metazoa, Chordata, Mammalia, Rodentia, Octodontidae. Gene Ontology annotation, molecular function: neutral L-amino acid transmembrane transporter activity; L-amino acid transmembrane transporter activity.